Molecule: messenger RNA, 1049 nt
Organism: Fasciola hepatica (liver fluke)
Lineage: Eukaryota; Metazoa; Platyhelminthes; Trematoda; Plagiorchiida; Fasciolidae
Source: the annotation of a GenBank genome assembly
AUGUUAGGAGGGUUCUAUGAAGAUGUGGCAUCCAUCACCAAAGGUUGGCAAGCUAAUGCGGUUGAGUUUGACUCACUGUUCAAUCGUACUCUGCGUGGUUGGGCCUGGGGAACGCACGAGGUGGUGCAACUUUUUGGUCAUGGUCGUUCUGGUUUCGUGAAAAUCGAAAGUUCCCCGGACGAGCUGGGCGAUUUGACGAAACACAAUAUGACGGAACUGGACACAUGGGUGGUCGAACGAUUCAUUGAAUCAUUGAAAGACGACAAAUCCGGUUUCUUUUCACAAAACUCGACGGGACUUCUCGAGGAGGAUCAAAUGCGUCGUGGUCAUUUGGCGUUUUUGCAUUUGGAUGCGGCCGAUCACGUAGGUCACUCAUUCAAACCCUCUUCAGAAGAAUACCGUGAAAUGGUACGCCAUCUGGACACUCUUAUUGCACGUGUUGUCGAGGCUGUCAAUCAGUCCCAAGGAUCGAACCGAGUGGCAUUCGUGUUCACGGCGGAUCAUGGGAUGACUGAAUGGGGAAGUCAUGGAGCCGGUUCCUUGCAUGAAACCGUGACCCCAUUACUUGUUUGGGGUGCCGGUUUGGCCGGACCAGAGAUAAUUCCCAAACCGGUGCAGUCGAACGAGGUGGAUCAGUAUGGUCUACCAGUGCACAGUUAUGAACGCCGUCGACGGGAAUUAAAGCAAGCGGAUCUGUGUCCACUCAUGGCUGGUCUGCUCGGUGUGCCAAUCCCCUUGAACUCAGUGGGUCGCGUCCCAUUGGAAUUUCUCGCACUGAACGACUCAGAUCACGCUCAUUUGGUUCGUUCCAAUUGCAUUCAGAUAUUGAAUCAGCUCAGAGAGAAGCGAAAUGAAAAGAAAAAACGUCCAUGGUUUUUCAGAGAAUACGAGCUAUUGACCGCUGCGGAUGUUGAGAAACGUGUCACUUCAGCUGAGGCACUACUAACGCAAGGCAGGUUCACCGACGCAAUCGUUCAAUUCGAGGAACUCACUGAUUUGGCUACUUCCGGGCUUAAUUACUAUCACAAAUAUGAUCGGCCUUUUCUAGG